Messenger RNA from Apis cerana (Asiatic honeybee), 2198 nucleotides. RefSeq names its product transmembrane emp24 domain-containing protein 5. The record is from RefSeq and is a predicted model, not a curated record. Lineage: Eukaryota; Metazoa; Arthropoda; Insecta; Hymenoptera; Apidae.
AAAAUCCCUGGAUUUUGUCUACAUAAUAAAAAUGUAAAUUAAUUUUUAUAUUUUUAUCACAUUAAUUAAAUAUGUAAUUGUUAAAUAAUUUUAAUAACUAUUCAAUAAAGAUUAUAAAGAUAAAUAAAUUACUUAAUAUUUUUAUAUUAAAAUAAAUCUUUUUUUUUGUGAUUUUAUAAGUUUAUAAAUUUUCAUGAAAAUGAAAUAAGAUAUAAAUAGCUACAUUGUUUAGCAAAUUAUGUCAUAAUAUAUAUAUUAUGAGUUAUAGUUAGAAAUAAAGAUAAGUAUGUACGAAGAUUAUACAUUUUAAUAUAUAAAAUGUUAAAUCAAUCUGGUUUAAAUAUUUAUUUAUAAUAUUUAAAUUUUGAUAAAAUUUACUUUACUUUAAAUUUAAAUUAUUUAUAAAUCUGUUACGAACAUUUUUUUUUUCAUAAUAUUUAAUGUUUUUAAUGUUAUUCUUAGAAAUUGAUGAUUAUAGAAUAUAAUUAUUAUUUUAAAUGUUAUACAAUUUUUUUAAAUUUUGAAUUUAAAAAUAUUUAAUUUUUUUUAAAUAUUCGAAUUAUAUCAUAUCUUUAUUAUAGCUUUUACAGUUAUAAUAAUAUAGCUUUAUUAUAGCUUAUUAAUUAUAGUUUCAUUAAUAUAUUUAUUAAUUAUAAAUUAUAAUUAUAAUUUCAUUUAUAUAAUUAUUUUGUUUUUAUAUAUAUAUAUUAAUAAAUUUUUAUUUUAAAUAUGUAAUAGAUUUUAUAUAAGUGCUAUAACAUAUUGUAUGAAUAUUUUCAUGUAUAAUUUCAUUAUAAUAACUUAAAUAUAAUAAUACUAAUAUACGAUUAAUAUUAAUUAAAAUUAGCAAAUUAAAGAUAUUAUUUUCGAAUGAUUAUUAUAUAUCAUUUUUGUACAUUUAAGUUUCUUUUUUUCAUUUUUGAAAAGAAACAAUAAUAAAAUUUACAACGAAUUUCAAUGAUUUGAAUGUAUAAUGAAAGAUCGAAUAUAAACAGUUGAGAAACACUGAAGAUUAUAGUGACGAUACGAGAAACACAUUGAAAGACAUUUGUCAGUCAUCGUCGUGAAAGCGAUUGUUGGCUAGGCGGAUUGUUGUGAUGAUCUGCUUGAUUAAACGUGAACAAUGUCCAAUCUUUUACGAAGUCUGGUUUUCGGAGUAUUCCUCAGUCUCGCGAAUACCAGCGUGUCUCACCCAUGGUAUGAAACUUUACCCGCGGUGGCCUUAGAUUACAAAGUUCAUAUUGAUGCCGGAAAAGAAGAUUGUUACUUUCAAUAUGUUAAUGCUGGAGCUACUUUUUAUGUAAAUUUUCAGGUAGUACGUGGUGGAGAUGGAAAAGCUGGUUUUGCAGUAAGAAAUCCAGAUGGAAUAAUAGUUCAUCCUUAUCAAUGGCUUCCUAAUUCAGAUUAUCAAGAUACUGUGAAAAAUGCUGGUUAUUACAGUAUUUGUAUAGAUAAUCAAUUUUCCAGAUUUGCUUCAAAAUUAGUUAAUUUAUAUAUCACAGUGAUUAGAUACGACGAAUGGGACAAAUAUACAAGAGAAUUGGAAGAAUUAAAUCUUUCUGUGGAAAACUUUACGUCUGCAAUAACAAAUGUGGAGAGAAAUAUUAAUGAAAUGCUCCAAACUCAACAUUUGAGCAGAAGUAAAGAAGCCAGAGACUUAAAUUUGUUAUUAGAUAACAAUUCUUAUGUUCAAACAUGGUCAAUUGCACAAAUAAUUGUCAUAUUGGUAACAACAACAGUACAGGUAUAUUUUGUAAGAAAAUUAUUCGAAGUGAAACCAUCUAGAUAUUCUAGAGCAGGUAUAUAAAUAUAAUUGACGUAUAUGUAUUACAUAAAAAUGAACAUGCUCAAUGAAGAUACGAUUUUUUUAUCAUAGUGAAUAAAAAAUUUAUCUAAUUUCUCAUUUAAAAAUAUAACAUCUCUUUAUCCAAGAGAUUUAUUUAAUAUCGGUAUUUUUAAUGUCAGGUAGCAAUAUUCUUUUUUCUUGUCAGAAAAAACUGAAAAGUCUGCCUUUCAAGACUGUAUUAUAUCAUAUUUACAUAUUCCAUCUUAUAUUAUAAUUAUGUACGUUUGUUUUAUAUUCUCAAGUUUUUAGUGAAAAAGUAUAAAUUAUAUUUAUGAAUCAAUGAGAUUAUAUAUUAAGAAACAUUUAUAGUAUUUAUAUUAAAAUAAUAAAAAAGAAAUAGUUUUGUUAUUAA